AACAUUAGAACGAAUAAUCACACGAAAUAAACUGUCAAACGAAAACGUAGCUGAAGUUCGUCACAUAUAAUUCGGAUUUUUCUGGAAUUGAAAAAUACUUUGCUAAUAGAAAGUUUUGAAACAAAUCUGUAUAAACAUUUUGUUAUUUUCUAUAAAACACGUUUCGAAAGAAUAAAUUCAAGUAGAUAUUUCGGCAUCACAACUCAAUUCAUAAGUGCUUUAAGUUGGAAACGAAGAAGGCCGUAGGAGUUUGCCAAAAGUUAUAAUAGAAGCCAAGGAAGAUGUCUGACUGGGACACAGUUACUGUACUGCGCAAGAAGGCGCCCAAGGGUAGUGCAGCAAAAUCGGAGACCGUAGUUAAUCAUGCCAGACGACAGGGAGUACCCGUCGAAACAACACAGAAAUAUGGUGCGGGCACCAACAAGCAACAUGUGACCACAAAAAAUACUGCCAAACUGGAUCGUGAGACUGAAGAGUUAAAACAUGUCAAAAUUCCAUUAGACGUUGGCAAAUUGAUAAUGCAGGGACGUCAAUCGAAAGGUCUCAGUCAGAAGGAUUUGGCAACUAAAAUCUGUGAAAAACAACAGGUCGUCACGGAUUACGAAGCGGGUCGCGGCAUUCCUAAUAACUUAAUUUUGGGCAAGAUUGAACGUGUGAUUGGCGUAAAAUUACGUGGAAAAGAUCGCGGCCAACCGCUGCAGCCUCCCGGUAAGAAAUGAGUUGACAAUGCGGCUGCAAGUGGCAACGCUAGUAGUAAUAAACCAAAAAAACAACAUCCAUAAAAAGCAUAUCGCAACAGCAACCAUUUAAUACAAAACGCUAAUGUAAAUGCAAAUAUGAAUGCCACUCUAACGUUCAUGCCAUAAACAACUGCAACGCUUACGACAACAGCGGCAAACGCAAGUAAAGUUAUUAUCGGGAGGCUGAGAAGUUUCUACUUCCAAACGGAAGCAACAAACACUCUUGUCAAGGAGCAGUUUUUUUUUUUUUUUUGUUUUUCAACUUCAUCUAAUCAUAUACAUACUUACAUUAAUUCAUUCAUAUAAAAACAUGUUUAUAUAAUUUAAUUUUUGUUUUCAAAUUUGAAUCUAAUAUAUUCUGCUUUCAGCAGCAACAGCAUGAGCCACCCUAUAGCACGAAUACAAACCAGAGUAAAGCAGAAUAUAUCACUAAAAAGGAAACUAAAAAUCAUGAAAUGUGCAUAAAAUUUAUAUGUAACUACACAUAAAUUUUGAGCUAACACAACUACAUACAUAUUAAAAAAAACACCCAAAUUUUAAGCAAAACAUUUAAGAUUAUGAAAUGAAAAUGGUAAUGAAUAUUUACAAAACACAAUAUAACGAUUUUUACAUAUAAAAAAAAACUUAAAACAUGCUCAAAAAUUAAAUGUAGUUUAUCAACUAUGCUGGAUAUUACAACUCAUCUACAUACAUACCUACAUGCAUACGAUACAUCCGUCGUUAGUUAUAAUAUUUCAUACGACAUUAUGAAGUAAUGGAAUUCAAUACUGACCUUAAGUGAUGAUGUUAUGAAAGAGAAUUUUAUCAAUAAAAUGAUAUUUAAGGUCUUGAAGUGAUUUCUAAGAAAUUCGGAAAAUAUGGACGUGUUACGAUUUGUAUGCAAUAUACAUAAAUAGUUUUUUUUUUUUCAUUUUAGAUGUUUGCUUCAAAUAAAUAUAUGUGUACACAAAGUUUCGAUUUCGUCACAAUUUGAAAACUUA
This is a messenger RNA of Zeugodacus cucurbitae (melon fly), 1720 nucleotides long. RefSeq names its product endothelial differentiation-related factor 1 homolog (gene mbf1). The record is from RefSeq and is a predicted model, not a curated record. Gene Ontology annotation, cellular component: nucleus. NCBI's taxonomy places the organism in Eukaryota, Metazoa, Arthropoda, Insecta, Diptera, Tephritidae. The coding region runs from base 282 to 719 and encodes 145 amino acids. The transcript is spliced from 4 exons. Gene Ontology annotation, molecular function: DNA binding.